Messenger RNA from Macrobrachium nipponense, 6886 nucleotides. RefSeq lists its product as uncharacterized. Lineage: Eukaryota; Metazoa; Arthropoda; Malacostraca; Decapoda; Palaemonidae. The coding region runs from base 255 to 2114 and encodes 619 amino acids. The transcript has 8 exons. The record is from RefSeq and is a predicted model, not a curated record.
AGGUACGCUAUCUGGCAAAGACAAGACGAAAAACCGGUGUAAAUUGCUGUAUUUUGUUGAUGGGUUUUGCCGUGCUUUGUGAGGCCCGUGUGUUAUGACAACCGCGACCAGGUUCUCGCACAUUUUUGGGUACCUUUUAGUCACAUCUGAAACCCGAAGAAUUCAUUCCCCUUGAAGCAACUGAGUUGGUACCCAGGCCAGUGGUCUGGUUUCAUGGCCGUAAGGAUAAUCUAUAUUUAACCAGAUGUAGAAAAAUGACUUCCUUAGUUGCACAAGGUGCAAAUAAUGUUGUGCCCUCUUACCAUCGUCCACCAUGUCUUUCAUCUUUAGCUGCUACGUUUGUUGCCCGGAGCCUUAUAUAUGAAGAUUAUUAUGAAUGCAACCAUUAUAGGUGGGAUCCAGUCAUCAUAUGGCAGUAUGAACUACCACAGAGAAAGAAAAAAAAUAAAAAGGCUGUGGAUAGAACCCAGUUAUACACUGAAGCUUCGAUGCCUAUACCACAACCUCCCUGGAAGGAAAUGAAAAAAUUCCGUGAUUGGUGGUGGAACAAUAGCACAUUGGGAAGUUUUGAUUCUGCAUUACGUUGUAGGAUAAUUGAUGCCAUAGAACGGUUGAGUUGGACCUCGGCUACAGAAGAAGAAUAUGUUUUAUUUUUGUUACUUCGCCUGUGUGUUGAUACAAGAAUUGAAAUUGGCAAUAGAUUUCAGAUUGCCAGGGAGUGGUGUUUUGACUUGUCACAAGUUAUCAGUCAGUUGGGUCCCUUCCCAGUUCAGAAGCUGUUUGUGACGUACGAUGCUCUUGGGAUAAAACCUGUACUCACAGCACUUGUCCAGCAGUCACCACAUUUACAGGUUUUGAAAGUCAACCAGUGGGCAUUAAGCAAUGACUUCAUGAUGACUAUCGGUUGCCAUUGUCACUUACUAUCUGAAUUUGCCAUUCCAUUCAUGCAACCCCAGGUAUUUAUGAGUGAUGAAGCAUUGUUUUUCUGCUUCUUUGAUGGCAUGAGUAGCGAAGAAGUGAUUCAGUGUUGGAAAAAUGGAACAAAACCAAGACGCUCAUUUUAUCAUCUGAAAUACAUUGAUAUUCUUUACUGGAAACAGACAGAGCGUUUUAUUCAGAUGGUGUCGGUGUUUUACCCUGAAGUGCGCCUUGGUGGCAUUGAUGCUUAUUGUGAUGUCAAUGAAAAAGAAAAUCUUAUCCAGCCAUUUUUAGAUGUGAAUGCUCAAGUGACUGCUCUUCGUGUCAGUUGCCGAACUAGUGGUAUCCUUGAUGACCGAUUGACUAACUUGGCAAGUAGAGCACCAUUCCUGAGAGAACUUCGAAUUCAUGUUGAUGAUAGUUUUGAAGGUGCUGAUUGUGAUUCCAUAUAUGAGAAAAGGUUAGAGGAAGCUGGUGCUAAGUUAAAGGAGUUGGUAUCUCAAAUUUCUGCAUUUGACUCUCUAGCAUUAAGACCUCAUCCUGGUGUAGAUAUUACAAAGGUUGUAUUACCAACCUUACAUGCACAAGGAAGUUGUAUUACUAGUCUUCAAUUAUGUUAUGAAUAUGCUCAAGUGAACUCUAACACACUGUUUCAAAUCAUCAACUUGUGCCCUAGACUUUAUCGUUUGGUCGUGUCCAUGGUAUUGCUUGACAGUGAUGAAGCUUCAACAAGUUACAGGACUUUGCUUCAACCUUGCAACACUCUCCAUACCUUUGUCAUGCGGGACAUAGCAUCAGAAAGUGAUGAGAGUCAAGAUUCUUGUUAUGCAAAAAUUGCAUCUCAAAUACUGCAUGCUGCACCAAACCUUGAGAUGUUUGGAUUAUCCUAUGAGGCUGACAUGGUUGAAGAGUUUCGAUGUCUUUCAUCAAGUACUGUUAGGACUCUUCAUCUCCAGUUUUGUUCAGAAGUCAGUUUAGGAAGGUUACACAUAUUAUUACAACGAACCCUUCCAAAUUUCCCUAACUUGAGGACUUUGUCACUUGAUGUGAAAGAAGGAGUAAUGCAAUUUGAGGGUUUAGCAUGUGUGUGCCACACAGGAAUAAAUGUAACUCAGCGUAAGCCAGAAUUUUUCCAGUUGCCAAAAUGGGAUAGUUCUCGUGGUUCUCAAAACAAUUUUGCAUUGUAUGUAAUGUAGAACAUAUCAUAAAACUAUAAAAUUUCUUGUGGUAAAACAGAAGAAAUUAAAGUCAUAUAUCUAGCUGUAGCAUUGGCUGUGAGAUAAUAAAAAAUUUCUUUAGUCAGAUACUUGUAUGUUUAAUAAUUUUAUUAACCCUCUUACGCCGAAGCCCUAAAAAUCAAAAUCUCUCCUGUAUGCCGGCGCCGGUUUGGAGUGAGCGCCAAAGCGGAAAAAAUAAUUUCUUCAAAAAAUCACAGCGCGCUGAGUUUUGAAGAUUAAGAGUUCAUUUUUGGCUCAUUUUUUUUUCAUUGCCUGAAGUUUAGUAUGCAAUCAUCAGAAAUGAAAAAUAAUAUCAUUAUCAUAUGUAAAUAAUGCGAUAUAUGGUAGCGAAAAAAAUAAAAUUCAUAGAUAAUUGUAUUCAAAUCACGCUGUGCAAAAAACGGUCAAAGCUAACGAGUUACUUUUUUUUUCGUUGUAUUUUACACUAAAUUGCAAUUCUUUUGAUAUAUAAUACAUAGUAAAACAAUAAAAGCAACACCGGAAAAAUAUUAUCACAAAAUGAUGUAUGAAUUCGUAACGCGGGGACGUAAAAAAAUUUUAUUGUCAAAAAUUCACCGUAAUUCUAAAUAUUGUUCUAGAGACUUCCAAUUUGUUUCAAAAUUAAGACAAAUGAUUGAAUAUUACGAUACUGUAAGAGUUUUAGAUUAGAAUUGCAGAUUUCGACCAUUUCGGACGAGUUAAAUUUGACCGAAUGUCGAAAUUUUUAUAUAUAUAUUUCUUUAUAUGCAAAUAUUUCGGAGAUGGAAAAAGCUACAACCUUCAAUUAUUUUUUAUUGUAUUUUUCAUGAAUUUGCGCACAUUUUGAUAUAUGAAACUCAAUAAAAAGGCUAAUAUGAAAAGGAGCAAAUAUUAGGAUAAUGCGAUGUACGUAUUUCGGAGACUUGCGGCCGCGAAUCGGCGAGCGGAGUGAAGGUAAAUAUAUUUUUCAAAAAUUCACCAUAAAUCACAAUAUUGUUUUAGAGACUUCAAAUUUGUUUCAAAAUGAAGAAAAAUGACGGAAUAUUACUAGGCCGUAAGAGUUUUAGCUUACAAUUGCGUUUUUCAACUAUUUCGGUAGAGUCAAAUUUGACCGAACGUGGUUUUUUUUCUAUUUAUCGUGAUUUAUAUGCAAAUAUUUCGCAAAAAGAGAAAAGCUACAACCUUCAAUCAUUUUUAGUUGUAUUCUACAUGAAAUUUCGCACAUUUUCAUAUAUAAAACUUUAUGUAACAGCUUAAUUUUAAAUGGUGCAAACAUUUCGACAAUCGCACAAAAAAUUCUGAUUUUUUCGGAAGAGUUACCGCGCGAACGUAAGGAAAAUUUUUUUUUUUUUUCAUAAAUUCAUCAUAAAUCGAAAUAUUGUGCUAGAGACUUCCAAGACGUUGCAAAAUGAAGGUAAAUGAUUGAAUAUUACUAGAAUAUAAGAGUUUUAGCUUACAAUUGCGUUUUUCGACCAUUUCGUUUUUCGACCAUUUCAGUAGUCAAAGUUGACCGAAAGUUGAAAUUUUUGCACAACGUUAUUUAUAUGAAAAUAUUUCGAAACUGAUAAAAGCUACAACCAUGGGUUGUUUUUUGUUGUAUUGUGCAUGAAAUUGCGCACAUUUCCAUAUAUAAAACUUUAUGUAACGGCAAAUUUAAAAGGGUGCAAACAUUACGACAAUCGCACAAAAAAAUUUAUCGGAAGAGUUAUCGCACGAACGUAAGGAAAAAGUUUUUUCAUAAAUUCACCAUAAAUCUAAAUAUUGUGCUAGAGACGUCCAAUUUGUUGCAAAAUGAUUGAAUAUUACUAUAAUAUAAGAAUUUUAGCUUACAAUUGGGUUUCUCGACCAUUUCUGUAGAGUCAAAGUUGACUGAAGGUUGAAAUUUUUGCACUUAUCGUUAUUUAUAUGAAAAUAUUUCAAAACUGAUAAAAGCUACAAUCAUGAGUAUUUUUUUGUUGUAUUUUACAUGAAAUUGCGCACAUUUUCAUAUAUAAUACUUCAUGUAAAGGAUAAUUUAAAAUGGUGCAAAAAUUAUGUCAAAGUGACGAAAUAAUUUCCGAGAUGUGUCACUGAUACUUUUUAGUGUGAUAAGAAAGAAAUUCGCGCUUGCGCGCCUGCGUAGCGAUUGUAAACAAAACAAUGCCUUGAUCCGUGAACUCCCAGCAUCCCCCAAGGCGCGUGAUACAAAAGUUUUUGGCUGGUAGGCCUAUAAGUAUUUUUCCGCGAAUUUUUAAAAAAACUUUUUUGAGCCGACGUAUGAUACGUCCAAUCGGCAUACGGGAGACAUUUUGACUCGACGUUUAAUACGUCCAAUCGGCGUAAGAGGGUUAAUUUUUUCUAAUUAUGACAUUUAAAGUUUUUAACAGUUUUUUUUUUUAUUUCGUCCAAGUUGCUCUCCGGCACUGUAUAUCCAUUACUUCCUAUUGGCAUCGGUUCUUUCCGUAUAAUCAGUAUUUAACAUAAAAUUAAAUUAUUUAAUUAUUCCUCAACUAUUGAAUUUUGGCCGCCCUAAUGCUCGAUUAAUACCUGCGCAGUUAUGCCAGCACACUUGGCCUGUGUAGACAAACCACCACCACAAUGCAUAUCUUUUUUGUCAGUCCUCCAUAGUAGCCAGGGCAUCAACUGACGAUGCUGUCUGUACUUGGCUUGCUGAUAGCAAAAAAAACAUUAACAUCAGGUAAGGUGUCCAGUGAAAAAGUGGUUAAAAAAAACCAAUUCAGUGCUCUUUACAUGAAUUUAUUGAAAGUUAAUAUUUGGCCCCAAGGACUUAAAUCAUACUGUUUAUUGAAUAUUUUAUGAAUGAAGCAAGAAUUCCAUUGCAGGGUAAUUGAGUUAACUGAGUAAUUGUUUGUUUUUAUUUCAAAGUUUACAUAUUUAGACCUAAUGUGGUUUUUAUGUUUCAUUUAAAUGAUCAAUACAGAUUUGUUUAUAUUUAAAGAAUGACUUUAUGAUGUGUUAUGAGCAUUAUACUACUGUUCCUUUGCUUCAUGUGUGUUUUGUUAAGUCUAUUUUCAUUUCAUAACUGGCUUACAUGGGAUGUGAACAAUGUAUAAAAGUACAUAGUCUAAUUAUUUUUGUAUCAGAAAGUAGAAUAUUAUUUUGUCAUUUAAAGUGAAUUACAUAUAUGAUUUCAUUUUAAAACUGGCUUACAUGGGAUGUAAACAAUGUUAUAAACCUACUAGUCUAAUUUUCUCAUUAGGAACGAGAAUAUUAUUUUGUCCUUUUAUGGUGAAUUACAUAAGUGAUGCAUAAUCAAGAAUAGACACAAUACAGGCCUGUUCUCAUUUUACAUUAUUUUGCGAUAAUUAUUCUCAUUUAAAAACUGACAAAUAUAUUAUUAAUGACCACUGUAUUAAACAUAAUAGGCUUAAUAUGUUACGAUAGCCUGAGGACUUUACGUGCCCAAGCAAAAUCUCAUUCAUAUAGAUUCCAAUGAAAUCUACAAGAAUUUCAAGGAUGAUGCUGCCAUUUUCAGUGCAAAAUUAUAAAUACACGUAUAUACAGUGGACUCCCCGUAUUCUCGUUCUCCGGAUUUGCGGAUUUUUCUCGGGAGUGCUUCCCCGCAUUAUUCGCGGAAAAUUCGUACAUUUGCGGUAUUUUUGUAUGAGAAAUAUCCACAAAUUCCUGGUUUCUUUGAUCAAUUUCAUCAUAAAAUGCAUUUUUUGAGAUAAAAAUAUUAAAAAAUCCAAGUAUGAAAAUUUUUUGUGGGUUUUUCUUGAGUGUUAACAAAAUAGGCUGUUUUUAGUGUUUUUAUAGGGGUUCCAAACAUUCGCGGGUCCUAACUAUUCACCGGGGGGUCUGGUACGCAUCCCUCGCAAAUAUGGGUGACCACUGUAUCUAUAUAUUCUCUUAUCCAUAUCAUUAAAAAAACUAAGUAAAUCUGAUACAUCAUGAGAUUAGGUAUAAACACUUAAUUUAAUAAAACCCCAAACUGUUCCUGACUGGUACAUAAUACCUGUCCAGGGACAGGAAACAAACUGAGCCAAAAACGUUGCGUCCCCACAUGAACGAAGUUCGCAUGCACAGGCAGUUUGGCAGUAGGCUUGUCGAUCGAGACUCAGCUAUUUUCUCAGGCUACUUGCCCAGGCAAGAAAAAAUGCACAGGUUCUUCAUGUUAAUGAUCAGUUUGGCUUGCACAGGCUGACUAUACAGGAAUAACUGUACAGGUAUGAAUGAACGUUAGUGGCAGCUUUUACACUCGGACUCCAAAAGCAAGUAGUUGCAUAUCCUUGUACAAUUAUAAUUUUUAAAGAUGUCUGCCAGAGAUAAUUUAUGUACUAUACAUAUAUGCAAAAAUGUAAGUUUUUGGAUUGCAAUCUGUAGUUUUAAGCUUGUUUUCAGUCAGUGUCUACAUCAUUGUUCCUUAUGCACAAAUGUUGAUUUCCUUUUCUACGUGGAUAUAUCUUUUUUUUCAUCAUAAUUUAACAUGGCCAUUUAUUUUUUUCAUCAUAAUUUAGUAUGUUCAUUUUUAAUUUUAUAUAUUUUCAGAACAGGUCUGGGUGACCUAAAUGUGAAGGGUUUUAUUUUCAAAAUGAAAAAGUAUACCAGUGCUCUUCUUAUUGAAUAUGAUCAAGUCCAUAAUUUAAACGAAGUAUUCAUUGUCCAUAUUUCACUUUAAACUUAAAAUUUGUGCUAGUUACAACAGUAACUGUCAAGUUAUCUGCAAUUUGAAUCAUAAGUGUGUGUUGGUAUCAAUUAAGAUUCAAGCAAGGUUUCAAGAAUUUCAGAAAUUGUCCCAUUGCCCUCUUUUGAAAUAAAAUUUGUUUCCUCCC